ACCGUUUCGUCUCUAUGGCAACGAACUGGCGCUGUUUUUUGUAGACAUGUAACGCGCAAUAAAGAACAUAAGGGUGCAUUAAAUAUAGUUUUAUUAUUUAUUUUCUUUUGUUUUUAACUGAACGACAGAAACAUGGAGAGGUCUGUGGAAGCGCUGGCUGACCAGAAGCAGCAGUCUGCAGCCUGCUUCAAGGCUUUCCUGCUGAAAAACAGCACAAAAACAAACCUCAACCUCUACGACCAUCUGGUUCGCCUGCUCACCAGAGUGAUGGACGAGCGUCCGGAGAACGCAGUGGAUGUGAUUGAAGAUCUGAGCCACAAGAUAAAGCGCGGCAUGCUACAGGAGAACCAGAGCACGCUGCGGGACGCGCCGUCCACAACCUCCUCUGAGCUGCUGGCUGAGCAGCAGAGAGCGCUGUUUAACCGUGGGGGCGAGGGAGAACAAGAGGAGGUGCUGAUGGAGACACCCCUGCCCAAUGUGACUGAGCUGACUUUCUUCCUGGAGCAGAUUGGGGUUGGUCUGGGUCGGGAGGAGAUGCAGAGGAUCCUCCUGGCCCUGAAGCAGCUGGUGGACAUGCAGCCCCUGCAACGCUGCCGAUUCUGGGGCAAAAUCCUCGGUAUUGAAGGGAACUACGUGGUGGCUGAAGUGGAAUACAGGGACGGUGAGGAAGAAGAGGAAGAAGGAGUGGAGGAAAAGGAUGAAGACAAGGAGAAAGAGGGAGAGGCUCAAGAAGAAGAUGAGCUGGAUCCAUUCCCCAAGUCAAGCUACAAGCCACCCACCCCAGUAACUAAGGAGCCUCGUCGCUCCGGUGCCAACAAGUUCACCUACUUUGUGUGCAGAGAGCCUGGCCUGCCCUGGGUCCGUCUUCCUGAUGUCACCCCAGCUCAGAUCACAGUCGCUCGACAAAUUCGCAAGUUCUUCACCGGGUGCCUGGACGCACCCAUCGUGAGCUACCCGCCCUUCCCAGGCAAUGAGGCCAACUACCUGCGUGCCCAGAUUGCCCGCAUCUCAGCAGGCACCCAGGUCAGUCCACUGGGUUUCUAUCAGUUCAAAGAGGAGGAGGGGGAAGAGGAAGAGGAAGGAGCGAGAGACAGCGUCGAGGAGAACUCUGACUUUGAGGGUAUCCCCGUGCACGAGAUGGCAGAGUCGCUGUCGGCGUGGGUCCACCACAUACAGCACAUUCUCAAGCAGGGUCGUUGUGUGUGGGUCAAUCUGGCUGAAAAGAAAGAGAAUCUCCUUGAAGAAGACGCAGAGGAAGAGGAGAAGGAGGAAGAACCCGACGAGCCUGAGCCUGAGGUUGGACCGCCGCUUCUCACGCCACUGUCUGAGGACGCAGAGGUUAAUCACACGCCUCCUUGGACUACCAGGAUCUCCUCAAACCUAAUCUCCCAGUAUGCCAUUGCUUUUGUGCGCUCCAACCUGUGGCCUGGAGCUUACGCGUACGUGUGCGGCAAGAAGUUUGAGAACAUAUACAUCGGCUGGGGGCUGAAGUUCUUGGGCGAGGGCUUUACCCCGGCGCUGCCUCCUCCCCCACAGCCCGAGUACCCCAGUGGCCCUGAGAUUACAGAGGCACUGGACCCCAGUCUGCAGGAGGAGGAGGCUCUGAAGGAAGCCCAAGAGGAGAAACAGGCUGCGCUGGAAGACAACGAUGCAUUGGACGCCGAGGAAGAGGAGGAAGAAGAGGAAAACUGAAUGACACAGACUGACACACAGUGGACUGAGGUCUUUUAACAUAUGCGACUAUAUUAAACUGUUAUGUAUAAACAUUGAUCAUUUUCUCAUUUCUUUGUUAUUAUACAGCGCUGUUAAAUGCUUGAUUCUGAUUGGCCAGAAGGUUGAUUCGAUUUCUGUGUUUAUAUUAAUGUGCUAAUUUGAAUACAUUUUCAUUCCUACAGUAUAAGCCAAUUUUCAGGGAUGUGUAUAAACAAAUUUAUUAAAAACAAAAAGCAUGCAAUUGUUGAUAUAAUGUGUAAAGUUUUCUGUGAGGAACUAUGUAUCUAUUUAGCAUUUAGGGAAGGAGUAACUUUCCUAACACAGGAAAAUCUUCAGGAUAGAGGGCUUUGAGGUUUCUCAGUAACAUGACAAGCUCUUAUUAACCUCAAAAGAAAAAAAAAUGGAGAUUGAUGAGGGAAUGAAUGUUUAUAGCAGCUGUAACAUAAGGAACGAACUUGUUUUGUGGAUCUACAAAUAGAUAAAAUGUACAUGUUGUUCUUUAAUUAAUAAAAAAUGUUAAUAGUUGGCAAA
This is a messenger RNA of Pangasianodon hypophthalmus (striped catfish), 2244 nucleotides long. RefSeq names its product radial spoke head component 4A (gene rsph4a). The transcript is spliced from 7 exons. The coding region runs from base 133 to 1692 and encodes 519 amino acids. The record is from RefSeq and is a predicted model, not a curated record. NCBI's taxonomy places the organism in Eukaryota, Metazoa, Chordata, Actinopteri, Siluriformes, Pangasiidae. Gene Ontology annotation, biological process: cilium movement involved in cell motility; cilium assembly; axoneme assembly. Gene Ontology annotation, cellular component: radial spoke; axoneme.